Messenger RNA from Peronospora belbahrii, 1149 nucleotides. NCBI's taxonomy places the organism in Eukaryota, Oomycota, Peronosporomycetes, Peronosporales, Peronosporaceae. The record is from the annotation of a GenBank genome assembly.
AUGGCGUCUUCUGGCUUGAAAAAUGGGACAACGAUGGAGAGUGACAUGGAACAGCAACAAUAUGAGCAUCAGAGAGGAAUCCAAGAGAAGGAUCAGAUCAUUGAGGAGAAAGAUGCGAGCGACGAGAGGAAGAUUGUGAUAGUAAAUGAGACCCAUACAGUUGUAGAGACAGCAGAGAUGCUGACAGUUAAAGAGCUGCAAAAGGUCGCGACCAUGAAAGAGCAUAAUAUAUCCGAGGAUUUUGAAGCGACUGUUUGUCUCAGUGCUGAUGCAAUGGAAGAGAUCGCCGAGACGAUAGCAAUGAAUGACAAUGGUAGUGUGGAGAUGGACUAUUCGGUGGCUGCAACUUUGGGCAGUUCUGUGGACGAAGAGAGUGUGAAGACGGAGGAUUUUGCUGAAGAGAACACGUUUAUCGAGGAAAGUAGUAAAGAUGCUGAAGUGGACUUUGCUGAACUAGCUGCUGCGGACGAAAGUAUUGAAAAAAUGAAUGAGUUGACUGCUGGUGAAAGUACUGAGACGAUGAAAGCAAUGAAACAAGUUUAUAAUACGAGUAAGGCCGUCGAGACGAAGGAGAUAUCAUCUGCGAUGACCUGCUCUGUUGAUGCUACAUUGGGACGUUCAGUUGAUGCGGACAGUGUGUUGUACCUUGAUGACAUGCGUGGUUCUACGAAUGUUGACGGUCAAGAGACGACUGACGUAUCGGUGGAACAAGCGAUGUCGAAAAGCGCUGCGAUAUUAAUCCAUUCUGCCGAGAACAAUGCUCCAAUCAAGGUCGUUGCUACUGAAACUGAUGUUACGUCACAGGAACCUGUUGCCGAAGAAAGAUCUGUUGACGUGACUAAAAAGAUGAAGUCUGUUUAUAAGGUUGAGCCAGUGAUUGAAGAAGCUUCGGAUGAAGUAUUAAUCUCAGAAACGAAAGGUACAGCUGAGAUUGAUCAAUGUGUGACUGCAGUUGCUAUAGGUACGACGUCCGACAGUUGUGAGGUAGACACCGCCAACGCAACAUUGACGGAAGCUCCAUCUGAGAUGAUUGAUAGCUUUCACGCUUCAACUGACUUGAUUAACUCCGCAUUUGCUAUCCCGAAUACGGCAACUGAGGAGUCCGAGCAUCCGAAUACGGCAACUGAGGAGUCCGAGAAAAAGAACUAA